AUGUACAAGCUGCUGCUGAUUGUCGCCAUCCUGCCGGCUCUCGCCUUCGGCCUCACGCCGUUCCGUCCGUGUCGCGACGGAGGUCCCAUUCCAGCUACGGUUAAUAUCGAGGGUUGCACGCAGCUUCCCUGCCGGGUUGUUUCCGGUAGCCCACUGGUUGCACACGCGACCGGUAUUCGUUCGCCGGUAGCCACCCCGACGGUGACAGCUCACAUUGUUGCCCGCCUGUUAGGAUUGGACGUAGGUUUCAGGAUUCCGGAGGAUUUGGCCGAUGCUUGUGCCGUUGGCAUUACUGGGGCGUCGUGUCCACUCAGCGUUGGCGAGGAGUUUGAGUACACGCUCAACUAUGCUAUGACGCUUCCGCUGACCGGUAUUACUGCGCAGGUGGAGGUCGGUCUAACUGCCGCUGACGGUACCUUGAUCACGUGUAUCGAAAUUGAUGCCCAAAUUGUGGCCUAA
This is a messenger RNA of Anopheles marshallii, 459 nucleotides long. RefSeq lists its product as uncharacterized. The transcript is spliced from 2 exons. Lineage: Eukaryota; Metazoa; Arthropoda; Insecta; Diptera; Culicidae. The record is from RefSeq and is a predicted model, not a curated record. Bases 1 to 459 code for a protein of 152 amino acids.